This is a messenger RNA of Saccostrea echinata, 1914 nucleotides long. RefSeq lists its product as uncharacterized. NCBI's taxonomy places the organism in Eukaryota, Metazoa, Mollusca, Bivalvia, Ostreida, Ostreidae. The transcript is spliced from 5 exons. The record is from RefSeq and is a predicted model, not a curated record. Bases 1 to 1794 code for a protein of 597 amino acids.
AUGGAGUCGUUGCAACCGGCGUCAUCCACAGUUGUGCCAUGUUCAGAGCUUGAAGUUUCCGAGAUAGUCAAGUAUUGGUUAAAGUUGAAAAACUACCAGGUGAACCAGGAAGAUAAACUGAAAUGUAUUAACAGUGCAAGUAAACUGACUAAACCAUCAACUGAAAGCCUAGGACCUAUUGUGCAUAUUAUGAGAGAAGCACUCUUAGAUGAAGAUACUUUUGUGCGUUAUUCAGCAGCAAUAGCUAUGGGAGACAUCUUAAAUGAUCACUUUGAUAAUAUAAAUUUCACUCACGUGUUCAAUGACAUGGUCUCUUCAAUGUCAACAAUGGAGUAUGGAUGGAGAGUGAGCAUUCUUGACUUAUUGUGGCAUCAUCUAUCACAGUCUGAGAGCAGAAAGAACUGCUAUGUGGCUGUGACAGUGGUAGGGCAGCGAUGGAUGUACUUAUGUGAACUGUGUCUUUUUGAUUGUCUUGAUGAAUGUAAAUCUUCUUCACUCAUCAAACAAACAUCUGAAAAGGUUGUCAUGCACUGUCAAUUUCUCCGCUUAUGGAAGAGAAUUAUAAAAAGAUGUGUUAACAGCAAACAUGAACAAAUUUUUGACUUUUUGAAACCAGUUUUGAAGUUGGUAUCAGUGGUUAGACCCAAGAUUCUGGAAAGUAAAAUGACAUUUCGGGCUGUGUUGAAAUUAAUUAAUGUUGUUGUAAAAAAUAUUGCCAAGAUUUCAGAAUUAGAGGGUGUUUUAAAAGACAUAAGUGUUCAACUUGCAAAAAGUUUUGUGGACUGCUUCAGUCCCGAAUGGUUUGAAGAAUUUCCAAGUGAUUUUAAAGAUGGCUUUGGAGGAGAAUUAACAAUCAAUUCAAAAAGUCAACAAAACUUUUUAAUUUGUAGAAUAGUUGGAAACAUUUGCAUAAAACUUGUUUCAGUUGUACCUGGACUAGAUAUAGAUUCCAGCAGCAGUAAUUUAUCAUCAUCUUUCAGAGUCUUAAUUUCUCUAGAUGCCUGUGUGGGUAGAACUACAUCACUUUAUCAUUUUCUUUGGGUUCCAGCUGUUUACUCAGAGCAAGAUGAUGCAUGGAUUAAUAUUUUAAUGACAUUGUUGGAGAUAUACAUUGACAGGAAAUCCAGAUUACAAGAAGAGGAAGCCUGUACUGGGACUCAGGAUGUAUUAAAUAUGAUCCAACCUCACAAACAAUUUUUACUGUUUUUAGACAACACUGGAUUUGAUGACACUCUAAUCGUGGACCUUCUGAUCUCACCAGAAACCUGCUUUCUUGCUUAUUUUACUAAGUACCUACGGCUUGUCUCUUCUGAAUGGACAGACUUUGUUAGUACACAUUUUGAGUACACCGCAAAUACUUCAGUGGACAGCAGACUCGACAAUGGGGAAAACGUACACUCAGAAGCAGAGUUAUUCUCCGAGGAUGAAAAUCCAUUAACAUCUCUUGAUAAAGAAUAUGAUACUGUAAAAAAUUCUGGUCCAGAACUGACAAUAUCUCAUGGAUUAGCAUUACUACAUCAGUAUGGUGAUAAUGACGAAGAGGAAACUGACAAUGAAGAGGAUAUUAAAACAAGCAUGGGAAAACCUUGUGUCCACAAUGAGAUUGAUCAUACCACUGAACCUCAAUUUGAUGUUUUCCCCCCAAAAAUCAACAAGUGUUUGGAAGAAACAAUGUCCGUGUUAAUCAAAGUUAGAUUGAAAAUAGAGAAAUACAAGGAUUCCAGUAUAUUACCAUAUGAUCCUACAGUUUUAAUUCAUUUGAUAGAGAAAGUGGAAGAAAUAUAUGAGGAGUAGAUGCUGAGGAAUUACAACAAGAUACAAUGUAUUUCAUCUGAUAAUGAAUGUUACAUAUCGGUGUCCUUACUUUGAUAGAAGUGUUUGUUGAUUAUCCUGAAAAAUGAUUAAAAAAUUAAA